AUGCCAUAGGUAUAGUAACUUCCAAUAGUAUCUGGCAGAAGACUGAUUUUUCUGAAACUAUGAAUUUAUAUUCAUUGUGUUGGAAAGAAACUGGAGCCAUUUUGUUUUUCUCUCUUUUGCAGAACUGUCCAGUCAGCCCAUGAGCUGGUGCAAGGUUGAGGCAGUGGUGACGAGGCCUGACCAAGUGAGCGUUGUGAAGGAUCUCGCACCUCCUCCUGUCGUUGUUUUAUCUCUCAGUAUGAAGACCGUGCAGAAUGCAAAGACUCACCAAAAUGAGAUUGUGGCAAUAGCUGCUUUGGUUCAUCACACAUUUCCUCUUGAUAAGGCACCACCCCAGCCACCUUUCCAAACUCAUUUUUGCGUUCUGAGCAAACUUAAUGACUGCAUUUUCCCAUAUGACUACAAUGAAGCAGUGAAACAAAAGAAUGCCAAUAUUGAGAUUGCGUUAACUGAACGAACUCUACUUGGGUUUUUCCUAUCAAAAAUUCAUAAAAUUGAUCCAGAUGUUAUUGUAGGCCAUGACAUUUAUGGUUUUGAUCUUGAGGUGCUGCUUCAAAGGAUUAACUCAUGCAAGGUUCCAUUCUGGUCCAAAAUUGGGAGACUGAGAAGAUCUGUUAUGCCAAAACUUGGGGGUCGAAGUGGCUUUGCAGAAAGAAAUGCAGCUUGUGGACGCAUCAUUUGUGAUAUUGAGAUUUCUGCCAAGGAGUUAAUUCGCUGUAAAAGCUAUCAUUUGUCUGAAUUGGUACAUCAGAUACUGAAAGCAGAGAGAGUUGUAAUCCCACCUGAAAACAUCCGCAAUGCAUAUAAUGAUUCAGUACAUCUUCUGUACAUGCUGGAGAACACCUGGAUUGAUGCAAAAUUCAUCCUUCAGAUCAUGUGUGAGCUGAAUGUUCUUCCCCUGGCCUUACAAAUCACAAAUAUUGCAGGCAAUGUCAUGGUAAGGAAUUGUACAUUAUAGAAACGAUUUAACAAAUGUUU
This is a messenger RNA of Xenopus laevis (African clawed frog), 978 nucleotides long. Its product is annotated as DNA polymerase alpha catalytic subunit-like. The record is from RefSeq and is a predicted model, not a curated record. The transcript is spliced from 7 exons. Bases 140 to 958 code for a protein of 272 amino acids. Lineage: Eukaryota; Metazoa; Chordata; Amphibia; Anura; Pipidae.